Penicillium chermesinum is the source of this 2544-nucleotide messenger RNA. Its product is annotated as putative serine/threonine protein kinase. The record is from RefSeq and is a predicted model, not a curated record. The transcript has 2 exons. Bases 1 to 2544 code for a protein of 847 amino acids. Gene Ontology annotation, molecular function: ATP binding; protein kinase activity. Lineage: Eukaryota; Fungi; Ascomycota; Eurotiomycetes; Eurotiales; Aspergillaceae. Gene Ontology annotation, biological process: protein phosphorylation.
AUGGAGCCACGCGGGUCCCGGUUCCUUGACCCAUCGUCUGCGAUGGCAGCGAUUACUCGGCACAAAGCGGAAGCCAUCAAACUAGCGAGGGAACAACAAACUGCUGUGAAGGAAAUGUGCCGUCGUGCAAAAUCGGACCUGAUUGGUAAGGGUGCCUACGGUCGUGUGUACAAAGGUCGUGAGGUGACCUCAGGUCGGCUUGUUGCUCUCAAGGUUCUGGACAUAGAUUCCUUGGACUACAAGUCGCUCCGCGAUUUCAGAGAUGAGUCUAUCAAGGAUUUUAUUCAUGAAACCAAGGUGAUGAAACAAGUGAAAGACGCCGGCGCCAAAAACAUCAAUGAGUUGAUAGAGGCAAUCUCAAUCCAUUCUCAACUGUGGUUGGUUUGCGAAUAUUGCCCGGGAGGGAGUGUGAGGACAUUGAUGCGCGCCACAAACGACAGGUUAGAAGAAAGAUUUAUCAUUCCCAUUGCCCGUGAGCUGGCAGUAGGGUUACAUGCCAUCCACCAAGCUGGCGUUAUCCACCGUGAUGUCAAAGCUGCGAACAUCCUGAUUCACGAGGAAGGCCGUCUAGAAAUUUGUGACUUCGGCGUGGCAGGAGUUCUACAAUCACAACGAGACAAGCGCUCGACCUGGAUUGGGACCCCCCACUGGAUGCCACCGGAAAUGUUUUCGACGCGUGGGGCUGCCCAUCAGUAUGGUAGCGAGAUUGACGUAUGGGCUUUCGGCUGCACCCUAUUCGAGUUUGCGACUGGAAAUCCGCCCAACUCAGGUCUACGUGAGCGAAUGCAAAUUGGUCGUCAGUUAAACCGCAACACCCCAAAGCUCGACAGCGAAAACUACUCUCAAGGUCUCAAGGACCUUAUCGCAUUUGCUCUUGAUUCUAACCCCGCCACUCGCCCAACAAUGGCAGAUAUCUUGCAACAUCCCUUCAUUGCCGGUACGGAAGAAGAGUAUCCAAUCUCAUCCGUGAGCGAGCUUGUCAGGAACUACUACCAGUGGUCACAACGUGGAGGUCAACGCAUCUCGUUGUUCCAUCCUGGCGGUGCCGCGGCAGCUGAGCAGCCCGAUGUAGAAGACUCCGAUGAUGAUUGGAAUUUCAGUACGACUGAUGGUUUUGAGCGAAGGUUUUCCGUCAUCGACUUGGAUCAAAUUGCUGCGUCGUUGGCUGAAAUGGAAGAAGCCAUCAACCCAACCACACCAACUGCUGAAAUCGAAUUUAGCGACAACAGCUCCGAUAACGAGCUGGACCCCGAAGACAAAGCAAACUUUGACGAGCGUGUGCGUCGAGGUGCGGCCGCAAUGGAAGGCCUCUUCAAUGAAGAGAUGCCUAGCUACAAAUACGAAACUAAGAAUGACUUCGUGCCGGUUCAGCCUAAUCCGCCGACAACUGAUCUCCCCCUCCGGUCAGAGACGGAUCGGUCCUCAGUUAUGUCGACUUUGAUUGACAUUGACAUUGGUUCAUUCGACUCCUCUCAUUACGCAGCAGGCGCACCAGCGGCACAGCCAUUCCAGUUAGCAGAUGCCGACACCAUCCGUGCAAAUAGAUCCAGUCUCCGGUCAUCUCGCAACUCCAACGAAAAUUCCUUGCAGGGCUCUGCUAGCGAGUCAGAGAACGAUUCCCAUGCUGAAGACUUCCAGCCAUCAACUGGCCCGAGACCUCCUACUAUGGACUGGAAGUUUCCUAUGUUUGGCAGCGCAGUGGAAGAAGACAAGAAAGAGCCGACAGAAAAAGAAACAGACACCAAUGUGUCGAAGCCAGGCCAGGAUGACGUGUUCCAGGCCGAGAAACGCGCUACAAUGCAAUGGACAUUCCCUGUAAUGUCUGACUCGGCACCUGAGGACUUGGGGUCCGACCGAUUCGAGACGCUGCGAGCGCCGUUACCACUUCAGGAACAGCCAGCGGUAGACAUGCACGACUCUCGUCCUUCAACUUCUGCAUCGAAUGCGUCUGACUCUGAUUACGACCCAUUUCGUUUUGACCGCCCAGGAACCCCGCAUGGCCCUACCCUGGAGGCUUCUCCGUCGUUCGACACACCCUACCAGACAACACCUGUUGCAAGCGAUGGCCCGAGCGAUGACGUGGAAAUUCUCGAGCCUUCUGUUACCCUGGAUGGUCCAGGACCAGAUGAAGAGGAAGAGGAAGAGGGUCUCCAGCUCCCGUGGAACCAAAAUGACAACCAAAUCGAUUCCAGCGAGUUACCUCCGCUCCGCACAGCGGUUCCAAUUCAUGACGAUGCAGAUACUGUUACUCCUGUCUCGGAGCCUGGGUCGCCCAUUUAUGAAGACCUUCCCACCGCCCGGCAUGACAUGCUUUCUCGGUCCAGUUCUGUUAAAGGCCCGGAGCCUAGGCCCAUCCCAUUCCCUGCUCUUAUUCCACCCAGCGCAGAAAGCUUGAUGGAAGGGGCCGAUGAGGCCGUUGUCACUGCGGAACUGGAUCGAUUAUUAGGAAAUCUGAUGGAGGCUCUUGGGGCCACAGGCGAGGCACUUUCACGCGUUGGAGAUCCACCCAGUGAGCCUGUACAGCCUGCGAGUGAUCUUCUUUAA